AUUCAGAAGGAUUGUCAUAAGAUUUCAACGUUUUUGAAAAUCUUUUUACAGAAAAUCAACUACAAACAUAUAUUCUACAUAUUAAAAAUUAAAUGUCAUGGCUCCAAUUAAUAUUCUAAGAAAAAAUUUAUAUUGCCGCCUGUGCCUUGAAGAUUUUUAUGAAAAUGAAAUGCAAAUUCCCAUAAAUAAUCAAAUCAAUAAUCAAUUUUUUGAUAUAACUCAAAUUCCACUCACUGCUUCAGAAAAUUACUCAAAAGCUAUUUGUGAAAGUUGUUUUAAUUCACUAGAAGAUUGUGCAACUUUGGGACAGAAAUUAAUUGAUAAACAAAAGACGCUAGAAAAAAUAUAUGAGUCACUAAAGGAAUAUAAACAAAAGUUCAAAAGAGAUGAAAUAUUUUCGAGCACGAGACUAGACUUUGAAGAAGGAGAAAUAGACCAAGAGCUGAGUUUUUCUGAUGAAGAUCUUGAUGAGCUUAAUACCGAUGAAAAGAAUUCAAGAAAAAAUUCAUUAUGUCGUCUUUGCCUUCGAAUUUUUUGUGAUGAUGACAAGCAAAUUCCUAUAAAUAAUCAAAUCAAUAAUCAAUUUGUUAAAAUGACUCAAAUUGCACUCACUGCUUCAAAAAAAUACUCAAAAUUUGUUUGUGAAAAUUGUUUCAAAGUUCUGAAAGGUUUUGCAACUUUUAGAUCGAAGUUAAUUGAUAAGCAAAAGAAGUUAGAAAAAAAAUAUAACACAGAAAAAGGAUAUGAAAAAAAAUUGAUAAGAGAUGAAAUAUUUACGAGCACGAAAAUAGACUUUGAAGAACAAGAAGGAAACAAGGAGCGCAAUUUUUCUGAUAAAAAUGAGUCUACUGCCAGCAAAAUUAAAGUUUCUGAUGAUAAAAAUAAUAACACGAAACCAGACUUUGUAGAACGAGAAGGAAACCAGGAGCUGAAUUUUUCUGAUAAAGACGAAUCUAUUGUUAUCAAAAAACGAGAAAAAUUCCAUUGUGAUCACUGUAAUUAUUCAGAUUGCCAUAAGAAUGAACUUCUUAAUCAUAUCAGAACUCAUUUCAUUAUUAAAGCUUUCACUUGUCAUAUAUGUAGUGCAGAUUUUACAACACAAAAAGAUUUGGUAGAGCACGCAAUUUACAUAAGCGAUAACCCUUUUUUCUGCGAUAUUGAUGGAUGCUUUACUGCUUUUAAGACUGAAAUUAUCUUGUGGGAGCAUGUCAAGAAAAUUCACGAACAUUUUCAAUUCCAUCAACCUCCUCAACCACAAACAACUUGUCAUGUGUGUGGAAAGAUUUACAAACAAAAAAAAAAUUUGAAGCAGCAUUUACUUUAUCAUCAACCUCCGAAACAUUGCUGUGAGAUUUGUAAUAGAAAAAUGUACACUCGAGGUGAAUUGACAGUUCAUAUAAGAAACGUACAUGAUGGUCGCAAGGAUUUUCAAUGUCACAUUUGUGACAAAAAAUUUACUAAGAGUCACACCUUGAAGCAACAUAUGAUAAGAAUCCAUUUAAAGCAGAAACUUACUUGCAAAGUUAAUGAUUGUAAUGAAAGUUUUGAGAAAAAAUAUCUGUUCAGAAGACAUAUUUUAAAAGCGCACCCUGACCUUGGAAUAACAGAUGUCGAUGAUAUCAUUGAUCGAAUCAAAACAAAUAGUGGUGGAGUGAAAAAACUAAACGGACAUGUUUUGGUGUAUAUUUCUGAAGUCUCUUCACCUACUCGGUUGUGGAUUCAAGAAGCUAAGAUUGAUGAAGUUGAAAAAUUAUCUAAAGAAAUGGGUGUAUUUUAUAAUAAAUAUCACGAAGCAGAUUUCUCUUUGUCGUCAUAUCAAAUUAAAAUUGGAAUGAGAGUAGCAGUUAACGUUUUCAGUGAAUGGAAUAGAGCAGAAGUUAUUAGUGAAGUCAAUCCAAACACUAAAGAUGUCCGCCUUUUCUUCAUUGAUUAUGGAACAACUGGGUUUGUUCCUUACAACUGCUGCAAAAUAUUGUUUGAAAACUUCUCAGCUUUACCAAGGAAAUCAUAUCGUGGUGCAGUUUAUGGUAUCAGACCUAAAGGAAACAAACGUUUAUGGAAUCUCAGCAUAACAGACGAAUUUGUGAAAUACAUCAGAAAUAAAAUUCACCACAUUGAAAUCGUGAAUUAUCAUGAACAAGAAGAUUUCUACGAGUUUUUACUUUACGAUGACAGCAACAACAUUGUGAAUUAUAAAUUUGAUUCAAUGGAAGUUGAAAACGCAAUAUCUAACUUCAAUGCAACUCCUUCGUUAUGCUUAUCAUAUCCACCUUUCACAUUUCUCGAGAAAUUAGUGGUUUAUCCUACACUUAGCGAACGAUUCCAACUUCUUAAACGUGGCGUAGAUUUCAAUAAAUUUGAAGAAGAAAUUAUUAAAACCCAUACAAAUGUUGACGCUUUUAAAACUGAAUUAGAUCAAGAAUUAAUGAAAAAUGAAUAUAAAAAUUUUAAAGAUGCUUUUUUCGAUAUUCUACAAAUCCAAUGAAAUAAUUUUUUUUUCUAUUUUAUAUUUAAAAUCUUUUUUAUUUUCUCUUUGAAAGAAAUCACGAUGUAUCGAAAAUUCUUGACGCAUUGAAAGAAUUAAAAUUAAAUCUAUGAGAAUCUAUCUUUAUUAUCCUUAACCAUUGAUCUACGCAAUUAUUGACUUGUAAUAAUUCCUAUGAAACAAAUUUAAUAACAAGUACAAACAAAACUUAAAUUUCAUAUUGGACAUUUAAUUUUUGUUUCAUUCUUUGAUUAAAUAGUAGAAUUGUUAUACUAUGGACUUUUGAUAUAACGAUGGCCGUAGGUCUAUCGAGAGAGCGUUAUAUCAAGAAUUCACUGUUUAUUAUACAAAUUAAUAUCAACAUCAUUUUUUUUAACUGUCCAUGAAAAAUUGAAUCAAUAAGCAAUAAAAAUUUAUUCGAAAGAA
Molecule: messenger RNA, 2911 nt
Organism: Clunio marinus
Lineage: Eukaryota; Metazoa; Arthropoda; Insecta; Diptera; Chironomidae
Source: the annotation of a GenBank genome assembly